Penicillium vulpinum is the source of this 831-nucleotide messenger RNA. RefSeq names its product Frag1/DRAM/Sfk1 family protein. Bases 1 to 831 code for a protein of 276 amino acids. The record is from RefSeq and is a predicted model, not a curated record. Lineage: Eukaryota; Fungi; Ascomycota; Eurotiomycetes; Eurotiales; Aspergillaceae. The transcript has 4 exons. Gene Ontology annotation, cellular component: plasma membrane.
AUGUGGAUUAUAUCAUUUUGGAUGUUUCCGUUGGUGUCAGCCUGCAUGUGGGUUGCAAUGUUGAUUGCCAUGUUGGUCAUCUGGGUCAAAGACGGGAAACCGCACUAUGCUAGUAUGAGUGACGGACAGACCAUUGCGUACAUUUCAGAUGUCGGAGCGCAAGGCUUGAAGCCACUGUUCAUUGCAGGCAGCGUGGUUACUGUCGUUUUCCUUGAUUUAGCAUUCCUCUCCGAGCGGUGGCUUCGACACUCCAACCAGUUAGCUUCGAACAAGGGUAGAUUGGACAAGACAUGCGCUAUUCUUUCAAUCUUCUUUGCGAUUGCUGGUGCAGCCGGUCUGAUCCUGCUCUCUAUCUUUGAUACCCUCCGCCACCCGAAAUUGCACGACGGGUUCCUUGGUCUUUUCAUUGCUGGAUACGUGGUUAGUGCAAUCUUGGUUUGCAUCGAGUACCUCCGUAUCGGGAUCUUCUACCGUCGCGAUCAUCGUAUCUUGCUCGUCAGCUUCUUUAUCAAGCUUGCUUUCGUCAUCAUUGAGCUCGCACUCGCUAUCGGCUUCGGUGUGUGCAUUGGAAGCAAGAAUGCGUCUAAGCAAAACCCUGGCGCGGUUCUCGAGUGGUGUAUUGCUUUCGUCUUCACUGGCUACGUUGUCUCCUUCGUCGCCGAUUUAUUGCCUUCCGUGCGCACCCGAAACCACGUGCCUCAGGGUGAGAAAUACCUGAUGAGCCGGGGUGGAUUCAGUGGAACACACGAAGAAGGUGUUUCCAUCGAAGAGCCGCUGACCCAUGACUCGGUGGGCCCGAGCACCGGAUACUACCGUGGCCAGCGGGUCUGA